AUGAUCCUCGCAAAUUUUGGAAUUAGUGCGAAGUCAAAUUCUGUUACUCCUAUUAGAAGGUCGUCUCCAUCACGUUCCUUCAUCAAAUACUACAAAAAUGCAUUACCUGACUUCCGUCAUGCUUGUACACCCAAGAAGGAUCUAAAGAAUAGUAAAGACCCUCCCACCAUUUCACUGGUAAACGGCCUACAUGAGGAGUUGUGCUCGAACCGCCGAAGAAAGUGCCCGUGA
Parnassius apollo (apollo) is the source of this 231-nucleotide messenger RNA. Lineage: Eukaryota; Metazoa; Arthropoda; Insecta; Lepidoptera; Papilionidae. The record is from the annotation of a GenBank genome assembly.